Messenger RNA from Dentiscutata heterogama, 2427 nucleotides. Lineage: Eukaryota; Fungi; Glomeromycota; Glomeromycetes; Diversisporales; Gigasporaceae. The record is from the annotation of a GenBank genome assembly.
AUGGCUGCUCUAGUAGAGUUUGCAAGACGUCCUGGUCUUGGUAGCCUGGGUAGGACCACACGCGUCCGUACAAACUUCUUUGAAGUUCUUUCCCUACCAGACGGCAAUAUAAUGCAUUAUGAUGCUACCAUAACACCUGACGUUCCUCCUGCUCUAAACAGAAGAAUUUUUCAAGAGCUUGAAACUAUUUAUGGAGCCUCCGCUUUAGCGGGAGCAAGACCCGUUUAUGAUGGACGUAAAAAUAUUUUUUCAUCAAAAAAUUUUGCCUUUGGUGACGCUUAUACAUUCGAUAUCACAUUACCCGAGGAUGACGGUGCUCCUUCUGGUAAACGUCCUCCACGAGCUUUUAAAGUUAGGAUCAAAAAAGUUGGCGAAAUAAAUAUGGAAGAACUCCACAGAUUCCUUAAUAAUGGAGGUUCAGAAACCUCAAAUUGUUUGACUGCCAUUACCGCCCUUGACGUUCUUAUAAGAUAUCGUCCAUCAUUACGAUAUGAAACUUUUGGUCGUUCCUUUUACACAUCAGGUGGCGCAAUGCAAAUUUCUGGUGGUGCUGAAAUAUGGCAGGGUUAUUAUCAAUCCGCUCGUCCGACUAUGAGGAAGAUGAUGAUUAAUAUUGAUUUGAGUGCUACAGCUUUUUAUAGAAGUGGCAAUCUUGUAGAUACUGUAGUAUCAUUAAUAGGUUGUAGAUCUCCUGAUGACCUUCGUAGAGGUUUGCAAGAAAGAGAAAGAAUUAUGGUCGAAAAAGCACUAAAAAAUCUAAAAAUUCGUGUCAUUCAUCGUGGUGAUACUCCUGCUUCAAGGCGAAAACAUAAAAUAAUAAAACUUACACAAACAUCUGCGAAUAAUACAAGAUUCGAUAUAGGUGAAACAACUCAAGAUGUUGCAACUUACUUUCAAAACCAAUAUCAUAAGCGUCUACAAUAUCCAUUUCUUCCUUGUGUUGUCGUAAGAAAGGAUGUAUUCUUUCCUAUGGAAGUUUGUGAUGUUGUAGAGGGGCAACGUCAUAUAAGGAAACUUAAUGAGAAACAAGUUGCAGAUAUGAUUAGGUUUACAUGUCAGGCUCCAAAUUCCCGUGCUAAUAAGAUAAUGCAGGGUGUCGAAAUCCUUGAUUAUCGAAGAAACGAGUAUUUGCAACAAUUUGGAAUGCAAAUUGCAAGAGAAAUGGCUGUAAUUCCAGCUAGGAUUUUACCAAUUCCUAGAAUAGAGUAUCACCCAUCGUCUCGUGAACCUAUUUUUCAGCCAAAAGAUGGCGUAUGGAAUCUAAGAGACAAGAAAGUUGCUACAGGUGCUACUCUUGGUUCUUGGUCUGUUGUUGUAUUUGGUCAUGAAAAUCAGUAUCCACCUCAGGCCGUUCAAGCAUUUAUUAGGGAGCUUGUCGUCACAUGUCAAGACACAGGCAUGAAUAUUCCUAAUAGAACGCCGCCAAUAAAACAUCAUAAUCCUCAAGGGAAUAUUGAGGAUUCAUUAAAACAAAUGUGGCUUCUUGCUGGAAAUACAGCGAAAGCACAUCCUCAACUUAUAUUAUGUGUUCUACCGAAUACUGGUGUUGACUUAUAUGCAGAAAUCAAGCGAGUUUGCGAUACAAUCAUCGGUGUCGCAUCACAAUGUAUUCAGGCUAAACAUAUUACAAAUCAACUUCCUUUUGUAACUGAUCGCCCUACAAUUCUUAUGGGGGCUGACGUUACACAUCCCUCAGCUACCGAUCCAUCUCGACCGUCCAUUGCUGGUUUAUGUUCUUCUGUCGAUGCCAAAGCAUCUCAAUAUGCUGCUGCCGUUCGUAUUCAAGAAGGAAAAUCCGAAAUAAUAGCGGAUCUUUCCAGUAUGAUUAAACAAUUGUUAAGAACUUUUUAUCAAUCAUGUGGUAGAAAACCAGAAAGAAUUGUAUUUUAUCGGGAUGGUGUGUCGGAUGGUCAAUUUGCACAGGUUCUUAAAAGCGAAAUAGAAGCAAUAAAAGGCGCAUGCCAAGGAUUAGACUCUCAAUAUAAACCAACAAUAACGUUCAUCGUUGUACAAAAACGACAUCAUACUCGUUUCUUCCCAAUUGAAAAAAGAGAUGCUGACAGAACUGGAAAUUGUCUUCCUGGGACGGUUAUAGAAUCAGACAUUACUCAUCCGUAUCAGUUUGAUUUUUAUUUGCAAAGUCAUGCUGGGCUUCAAGGAACUUCGCGCCCGACACAUUAUCGUGUGCUAUAUGAUGAAAAUAGUUUUACCCCUGAUACUUUGCAAACAAUGUCGUAUAAUUUAUGUUAUCUUUAUGCAAGGUGUACCAGGGCUGUCUCGCUGGUUCCGCCUGUUUAUUAUGCGCAUUUGGUGUGUAAUCGAGCUCGUUUUCAUGCACGUGGAGGAAAUUGGAGUGAUUCAGAGUCGUCUGGUGGUGGUGCUGGUGUGGUAGGAACAUUUGGAACUGUAAGACCAGAACUUGAGAGG